CCUCCCCAGUUAGCCCCCUGCGCAGGAGCGCCCUCUGGCGGCCGUUGUCGACCAGCGAGCAGGGCAGGAGCUGGGACCGCUCUGCUCCAGUGCAGGUUGUGGCCGCCGCCGCCGCCUGAUUCUGCGCACACUGAGCCCCAGAGUCGCUGUCAUUCUGCCGCUGCACGCACCGCCCGCCCCGGUCCCGGCAUGGCUUCUGGGGACCUGUACGAGGUUGAGAGGAUUGUGGACAAGAGGAAGAACAAGAAAGGCAAAUGGGAAUACCUGAUACGAUGGAAAGGAUAUGGCAGUAGUGAAGACACCUGGGAGCCGGAGCAUCACCUUCUGCACUGCGAGGAGUUUAUUGAUGAAUUUAAUGGACUCCACCUAACCAGAGACAGACGAGCCAAAACUGGUAAUAAACAGGCGGUGGCAUCAAAGCUCUUGCGAGGGACUACUGUGGACAAAAUGCCACACAGAUCAACAGAUUCAGGAAGAUCCAGGGGGGCAUCACAAAAAAGGAGGAGGAUACAUUCAUUUCAGAAACAGAAGAAGGUGUGUUCUCCCAAGUAUUCUCCCGGGGACAGGUCUACAAAGACAUUAACAUACAGAACUACUCCUAGUGGGCUGCAGAUUAUGCCACUGACCAAACCCUUGGAGAAUGGGAACCCCACUAAUCACACAGAGGGCAAGCACUUUGAGAAUGGCACCGAGCAAGAAAAAAAUUACCUUGAAGAUGACAAAGGGACACAAGUUUUGCCAAGCUGCCUGGAGGUCUGUGACUCGCCCAUAGUCAACGGAAUCGAUGAAACAUUGACAAAUGGAGGACUGACCCCGCACAGCCCGCUCAAGAGGAAACUAGACUUGGAGAAGGACUGCAUGUUUGAUAAGAGACUGAGGUACAGCGUCCGUCAGAAUGAAAGUAGCUGCCGAUUCCGCGACAUAGUCGUCAGGAAGGAAGAUGGCUUCACUCACAUCCUUCUGUCCAGUCAGACGUCUGACAACAACUCCCUGACACCUGACAUUAUGAAAGAGGUCCGACGGGCUUUGUGCAAUGCUUCAACUGACGACAGUAAGCUCCUGCUGCUCAGCGCUGUUGGCAGUGUUUUCUGCAGCGGUCUGGAUUAUUCCUACCUUAUCGGGAAGUUAUCUACAGACAGAAGAAAAGAAAGCUCAAGAAUCGCAGAAGCUAUAAGGGAUUUUGUAAAGGCAUUCAUCCAGUUCAAGAAACCAAUAGUGGUGGCCAUCAAUGGCCCAGCCCUUGGCCUGGGGGCGUCCAUCUUACCUCUAUGUGAUAUAGUGUGGGCGAGUGAAAAGGCCUGGUUUCAGACUCCAUAUGCUACUAUCCGCCUGACUCCUGCUGGGUGUUCCUCGUACACUUUUCCUCAGAUACUUGGCGUAGCUCUGGCAAAUGAAAUGCUGUUCUGUGGAAGGAAGCUGACCGCACAAGAGGCAUGUAGCAGAGGGCUGGUGUCCCAGGUGUUCUGGCCCACAACAUUCAGUCAGGAGGUCAUGCUCCGAGUGAAAGAAAUGGCUGCCUGCAGUGCUGUGGUAUUAGAGGAAUCCAAAUGUCUAGUGAGAAGCUUCCUCAAAUCCGUGCUGGAGGAUGUGAACGAGCGAGAGUGUCAGAUGUUGAAACAGCUCUGGAGCUCCCCCAAGGGCCUGGACUCUCUGUUCAGCUACUUACAGGACAAAAUCUAUGAAGUCUGAUUCCAGCAGCAAGUCAGACUGGAGAAAAGUUUUUUUUCUUCCGUCUUCGCGCCUGCCGUAACCUUGAAUGAUGUCUGGGACACUGUUGUGAAAGUUCCCAGAAUUAUGCAAUGAGGUAUUCCAAGGAAUCUGUCCUACUGCUUCCACCUGAUUCUUUAAUUUUUCUCGUUACAUUAAGUGGUAUCGGCUGUUGAAACCAUACACAAUGUACUUGAUGAUGAAACUUCCAUCCCUGCAAAAAAAAAAAAGUAACAUUCCAUCUGCCACAAAGCACCUUCUUUUCAGCAGAAUUUCUUACUGUGAUGAUGACGCAAACAUUCGAAAACUUAGUUGAAGUAAUAAUGUGAGAAUUGCACUUUGUAUCUAUUUUGGUUGUUUUUUUGUUUUUUAAUUAUUCCUUCCUUGUACUUACAUAUUGGAUGAUUUGUGUGUAUAGUUGGGUUUUCUCUUUGUUUUCCUGUUUGGUCGUGUAGCCUGAUAAUUUAUUGAAUUUAUGUUUGGAACGGGUAGAGAUGGAAGUUUUUUUUGCCACUUCUGCCCAUCUGAUAAGUAAUAAUAAUAAUAUUACAGAUAAUAAUGCAAGACGCAUUGACCUAUGUUGUGCCACCAAAAACAGGACUGAAAGGGAGUCAUGUUACAUGAAGUGGCAUGGUCGCCUUUUACUUGAGUAGUGAGGAAAAACAAAAUGGUGUUUUUGUGUUUAUUAAAGGAGAACACCGCCCAAAGCUUAAGGAUGUAUGUUUAGGUUAUAAUAAGGGAAUACGUUACUGGUGGAUCUGUGUUGUUGUUUUUUUACAGUAUGGCAGGUUGUUUUCCCAGCAUGUGAAGUCACAUUUUGCCCUCUUCUGUUCUUCUGAAGGUACCCACAGACCAGCCUACAACCCGUGGUUCUCCAGCUGCUUCGAAAUUCCAUGCUGGAAGUUGUAGCUGGAGAGCUACAAGCUGGAGGUGGUUCCACGAAGAGGAAAAGUUAUGGCCAGAUAUAUUCACAUAAUAAGGUUGUGCAGAUAAGCAGAAGAAAACUGUUAAAUCUCCUUCCAUGGUAUCACCUUCCCAGGUGGCAUCUGGUAAUACAACGGGAGGCUGGUACUGGACAAAAAAGAAGACACCCUGUAGAAGUAUAAGAUACUUGUAGAUUUUAUUUAAGGUUACAAUUGCUUUAUUGGCCAAAACACAUGACAAUACAUAAAAUUAAAUGGGAUGGCCCAUCCGGGACAUUGAUGGCAUAUCGCAAUGUCGGAAAGGGACCCGUUUCUAUCUAAAGAACAGGACCCCCCAAAGUGAAGGAGAGCACACCGAACAUCCAUGAUGUGCUCUCCAUUCAUGGCUAUCGGAGUUCCAAAAAAUAUCUGGACGAGCUGCUCUGCUAUUUUCGGGAGUCCCACAGUAGUGCAUGGAGAGUGGGCGCACAUGCGCAACUGCUCAUUUUUGGAGGGGGUCCAUUUCUGGGGAUAGAUUUGGGUCUGAGAGAUGGGACCCACACCUAUCUGGUAUUGAUGGCAUAUCCUAGAGAUAUGACAUCAAUGUCCGAGAUGGGAAUACCGCUUUAAAUGUGAUGAUCAUGUCUACUGGUAAGUUUAUUUCGUGAAGACUAUUGGUCCAGUACCAGUUUCAUAGUUAAUGGUUCUCCGAUCCAACCAGUUCAACCACAGUCCACUUCUCCUCUGGUGCCAUAAGAUAGUCUCAGCCCUUACCUUUGUGUAAAAUAGAGAUGGACCAGGUUAGAUGUUUCACCGAUGAUUUUCCCAAAAAUGGAGCUGUCUCACUGCCCUCCCCUCUCUUGCUUGUAUGUGCAACCAUCUGUGUUGUCCCUUGUCAUGAAUGGGGACCCUUAACCACAUCACCACGACCUACUUGAAGGAAGCAAGGCGCGGCAUGCUAGUGAAGAGAGCAAAUUGUGAAAGGAGAUGUCUGGCCAAUCAAGGUUCAGAAUGGCAUACACGGCUGAAGUAAGCAACCUGGUCUCCUGUCAUAUUUUUUUUGUUAAAUGUGUGGGGCAAGUAGUAAUUUUUCAAUAUACUUUCUUUAUUGGUUUUGCAUUUUUUAGGAAAAAAACUGACCCUGAGUUUGAUAUUUGGCAGU
Bufo bufo (common toad) is the source of this 3771-nucleotide messenger RNA. It is a transcript of the gene CDYL2, whose product is annotated as chromodomain Y like 2. The transcript has 7 exons. Gene Ontology annotation, cellular component: nucleus. The record is from RefSeq and is a predicted model, not a curated record. NCBI's taxonomy places the organism in Eukaryota, Metazoa, Chordata, Amphibia, Anura, Bufonidae. Bases 190 to 1689 code for a protein of 499 amino acids. Gene Ontology annotation, molecular function: transcription corepressor activity.